Lachancea mirantina is the source of this 345-nucleotide messenger RNA. The record is from the annotation of a GenBank genome assembly. Lineage: Eukaryota; Fungi; Ascomycota; Saccharomycetes; Saccharomycetales; Saccharomycetaceae.
AUGUCACAACCCAACGGAAUCGCUACACUGUUGAAGGCUGAGAAAGAGGCCCACGAGCUGGUUUCGCAGGCCCGUCAACAUCGGCAAGAAAAGCUCAAACAGGCCAAAAGUGACGCCGGCCGUGAGAUCGAAGACUACAAGCUCAAGAAAGACCAAGAGAUCAAGAAUUUCGAAAGCAAGAACGCGGGAGGUGUUGGAGACCUCGAGAAGGAGGCCCAAGCCAACGUUGAGAAAGAACUUACCGAGAUUCAGAAAAUUGCCGGUACCAAAAAGUCGGACGUCGUGAAAAUGCUUGUCGACGCUGUUAUUACACCUGUUGGAGAGAAACACAUCAACGCCGCGUAA